Messenger RNA from Seriola aureovittata, 2226 nucleotides. RefSeq names its product family with sequence similarity 169 member B (gene fam169b). The coding region runs from base 257 to 1114 and encodes 285 amino acids. Lineage: Eukaryota; Metazoa; Chordata; Actinopteri; Carangiformes; Carangidae. The record is from RefSeq and is a predicted model, not a curated record. The transcript is spliced from 9 exons.
UCUGUAUAUUCGAAUAUUUCAAAUGACAAAUCUCAUGCUUUUAUCUUGAAGUCCACCUUACUUUUUCCGGUCUAAAGAGAGCAGAGAAGAAAAAAAAAAUGGCGUAGAGCCUCUUUCCUACCAGAGGGUGGCGCUGCAGGUCAAAGGAAAAAAAAAAGAAGUUAGGGAAGUUACAGGUGGAGCUGACGGCUUCUAUCAACAGGCUGCUGUUCCUUAACUCAUGAAGUCGUUAACUGGGGCUUCCCUAUGAGAGGCCAUGUACCCUGUAGACCUUCCAGAUGUGGGUGACACUGACCUGACAUUAGCCUCUGAAAAGUACCUCUCUUCUCUGGAGUCAAGACCAAGUGAUAAUAACGAGUGGCUGGAAUUGUCACAAACAUUGAAGGUGAGGAUAACAGCAAAUAAUGUAAGGCGGUUGCAGCUGUUUGAAGAUGACCAACCUGACUUUGCAGUGGUGGCGCUUCACCCUCCUGAUGAUCCAGCACAAGUGGUGGCUUUAUACCUGCAUGAGAAGUGGUGGUGUGUGGAUGACCUUUCACGAACUUCCAGCAAAUCCAGAAAUGGCUUGGUGUCGGUGCGGUCGAUGAUGGAGAGGGUGAUCGUGUUCCUGCUAAGUCAGGUAGUGGAGAGGUCUCCGCAGGAGGAGGCACUGUUCUCGCUGCAUCCCCGCACGGAGAGCUGCAAACUGCUGUGGAGAGACAGCCAGGCGGUCGGCUUCUACACUAUCAAACACAAAGGCAGCCUGUGUGACAGCUGGAGCGGUCGCUGCUACCUGCUGCCUGUAUUGGACACAGUGCUGGUGAGGAGGAGCUGGAGGAGGAGAGGCUUAGGCCUUCAGAUGCUGGAGGAUUUCUGCUCCUCGUUCUCCACAGAAGAGUUUCUGGGAGUCAGCUCUCCAUUGUCACCCAGCAUGGCUGCAGUGUGCAGGAGAUUCCUGCAGCAGCAUGAGGAACAUCGGGACCGACUGUAUGAGGUGGAGGCUCCGGGGGGCUGGACUCAACGACAAAACAUCUGGCUCAAUAUCCAGCUAGGCCGCUACUCCCCCAGUAUUAAUGAGGAGAGCAGCUCGACAUUAGGAGAAACUGUGAGGAGCGAAGCAGACCAUCAUCUCUGAAGAUGCAGACUUACUUAGAAUUGCAGACUGGACCUGACCUCACUGUGAACAUUAAAGUGGUAACAGGCUCUUCUGAACAACAAGUUAAACCUUGUGAUCCAAGCCAAGGAGGAAGCUCCCGAAGCAGCUAAAAAACACCUUGAUUGGACCAGGAUGUGGCCACGCAGCCCCACCGAUCUGGACUCUGGACCUCACACCAGCCCCUAAACACAAGUUCAGAUGCUUUUAUAUUGCCGCUCAGAAACCCAAGCCCCAUCUUCCUGCACUGCCUCGAGAGAGAAGCCAGAUGCAGAGGAAACACACAGAUUCUGCCAAACAAGUGAGAGGGACACGAGUUAAACCACAGAUACACACACAGUCAUUGUCUGCAACACCAGCCCUCAAAAGGAACGGUUCAUAUGGAUUAAGUGGAUGAUAGAUUCACCUAAAACAUGGAUGGCCACUGUAUCUGUGGAAUAAAGUUUAUACACCUUUUUGAGACUAAAGUACUGCAAAUCAUACAUUAAUUAUUUGUCCCCUGUGAGGACAUUCAAAUGGAAGUCACCGUUUCCUUUUCAUUUAAAGACAAAGCAAACUAGUAGUAAGCACACAAGGGUGAUUUGAAUUAUUCUGGCUGAUCAGAUCUCGUUCUAGGAUUGGUUGGGACUGUUCAGACUAUGCUAUGUGUAGUAUAAACAGGAAAUAAUGGGGGUAAACAAGGGGACACAGCUAGCAUGGCUCUGUCCAGAGUUUUUACUGCCUCUAAUAGUUACUUUAAUGAAGCUAUGUGAGACGUUUCGAGGGGAAAUGUGUCUUUGGAGGGAAUGCUAACAACUCAUAGACAUCUAUGAUUGGGGUGUGAUAGCGAGCCCCAAACAGACACUGUUUUUAUGCAUUUCUUGGCUGAAAUAGGGGUUUUAUAGUAUUCUACCCUGACACAAAUGUAAUAUACAGUAUGUACAUGUUGAAUUUCCAUAUAUGAAAUAUAUAUAUAUGAAACCUAUGAGAAAUUUCGACAUUUCAUACAUUCUACAUAUAUGUCUGUCUCAUACAAUUAUGUAUGUUAAUGUAUGUAUGCUUAUAUUGUAGACACAUGUUACAUAAAUAUAUAUCUAUCCCAAGGCCUGUCAAUA